AUGUCAGAGGAUUCAAGCCUUGAAUUGGAAGAUUAUAACGAGGAUGAAGAAAGAGGAAAUACGUCGCUUCUUUCUUCCAUCCAACAGCAUAAACCUUCGGUUAAGGACAAGCUUACAUCCAUUCCACACUACCUGAGAUCUUCCAGAGUUAUCAAUGGAUUAAGAAGAUAUCUACAAUAUUUCAUCACACGAAUAACGGGUGCUACGAAAAAGGAAAUCAUAUACAGAGUAUGUGUUACACUUUUAAUAAUUUCAAUAAUAACAAUAUCAACUAGAAAAGCUGGUACUUCUGAAACAAUGAAAAAGUUGACUUAUAAUUAUUAUUCCAAAAUUUAUAAUCAGAAAAAUGUGGACUCCAUUAAGGAUUUGAAUAAUAUCGAUGUCUCACAAACUUUACUCUAUAAACCAUGGGCUGAUACACCUUUGACUGAAGAUAUAUUCAGACAGGAAUACGAAUCAAAUAAUUUAACUGCCUAUGCAGAGAAUCUAGAUUUCGAUAAGUUCAAAAAACAAUAUUCCAAGACGAAGGGGAAAAACCAUAAAAAUGAUGAUAAUGAAAAAGAUUUAACAAAACUGAAUCUUAACACAGAAGAAACUUAUGAGUCAUUAAUCGAUUGUGGUGAUCUAGCUUAUAACAUUACCAUUGAAAAUUCUAAAUUGAAAAAGGCUUUAACUGAUGAUUUAAUUCAAAUGAGACGCGACUUAAUUGCGAAAAAUGAUCACAUUUCUAAAUUAAUCAAGAGUAAUAAAGAUAAAGAUAUGUCAGAGGAGGAAAUUAUAACAAAAUAUUGGUCUAAAUUUGGUGGUGCUCCUUUGUGGCUUGAAAAAGAACAAUGUUAUGUCGUUUAUUCAAGGGUGUUUUAUAGUCCAUCAGGUCAUAAAACUGCCUCAAGAAUUUCACUUAUUAGAGCACAAGCAUUUGAUAAGAAUUGGAACGAAUUGAAAGGGAAGAAAAUCCCAUUCGUUGAUAUUAAAGUUCCUAAAAACUUCCAAAGUGAAUUAAAUAAAUUAGAUAAAGAAUUUGGCUUAAACCAAUGUGAUCAUUUGAAAAACGAUGAAAAGGCUUAUAACUUUUGUAUAUUAGAUAACGUUAAGACAAAACUUAAAGCUAAAGAAAGAAGAGAGAAGGUAUUAUCCCAUUAUUAUAUUACCUAUCCUACUGUCUUGGAUAUUGAGUUUGAUUCCUCCGGUAUGUUAAGUGGACCAGAAGAUCCCCAUGUUAUCCUUAGGAAAACAGCUAAUAUUGAAGAACCAAUAAUAUUUUUCAAUAUGCAAGACCAUAAAGCUAAUAAUAGACCUAUGUAUGCUUAUUUACCACAUAGGAAAACCAGUCCAAUGUUAAAAUUUAACCUAAAUGGUAGGAAGCUAAAUGAUGUAGAAAAAAAUUGGGCUCCAUUCUUCCAUCAAAAUGUCAAAGAUAAUUCAUUUUCUAGGGGAAGUAUUCAUUUCAUUUAUUCAUUUGCCCCAUUGGAAAUUAUGAAAUGUUCAUUAGAUGAUGGAGAAUGUAAAAUGGAUUUUGAAGCUGUAACUAAUGGUGCAAAUGAAGGUCAGAAAUUUGGAAAUAUGAGAGGUGCAACUCAAUAUGUUCCCUUGCCUGCUAUUCUACCUAAAGUAAAGAAUAAACAAGUUUGGGUUGGGUUUCCUAAAGUUCAUUUAGGAUUUUGUGGUUGUGGUGGAGGUUUCUAUAGGCCAAUGUUAAGCGUCUUGGUAGAAUCAAAUGGUGUUUAUUACCAAUCUGCUAUAGUCCCAUCAAUGGAUUUCAAUAUCGAAGUUCUUUCUUGGGAAGAAGAGGGAUCUAAUUGUGACUCCGGUAACAUCUUAAAUCCGAACUCAAUUUCCUUUUGGGAAGUUACAAGUCAAGACCUUGAAACGAAAAAAUUUGAAGAUUAUAUGGGAAUAGCCGUUAGUGAAUCGGAUGUAGUGACUAAAGUUCUUACUUUGAAAGGUGUCUUGAAUUUUGUGCUGGGCAUAUAUAAUGACAAACCAAUGAAUGAAGAAUUCGAUAUAAAUGAGGAUUCCAGAUCAAUUAUAGAUAAAACAACGAAUUGUGUAGUAACAGGGGUACUCAGAGAAUGUGACCGAUACGGUAAAGAGCACGAUAAGAACGUAAAGGAACAAAAAAAAACUGACGAAUCUAAAGAGAAAGGUAAGGAAUCUCAACCAAAGAAUAGCUGA
Molecule: messenger RNA, 2175 nt
Organism: Naumovozyma dairenensis CBS 421
Lineage: Eukaryota; Fungi; Ascomycota; Saccharomycetes; Saccharomycetales; Saccharomycetaceae
Exons: 1
Coding region: 1-2175 (724 amino acids)
Molecular function (GO): mannosyltransferase activity
Source: RefSeq, a predicted model, not a curated record